GAAAACAUAAAUGGCUGAUUUCGUGGGCGUGAAGCUAAAUGAUAACAUUUCCACGUCGGAAUGCCUCCUAACAAAAUCUUGUCUUCGCAGACUUGCUCUAUGGACACUUUGUGAAUGUGAAAUAUGUUGCAACAUGAAAUCGAAGGCAUACGUUAUGCAGGAAUCAUUCGCGAAUGGUCGUGUUUUCCACGAAAAUGACAUCAGCUGUUGAGUUCGCGAGCCGUAUGGAACUAAAAAGCAGAAGACAUGAGUAGAAAACUUUUUGAAAAGCCUUUAGCUAUGAUGCAAAACAUCAGAUUCCGGUCUGGGUCCCUUGACAGUCAGAUGGUGACAUCAACACCAGAUAAGACAGACUCCUCUCUAGCGAUAGUGUCCGACUCUGAUGAAGGCAAGGAAAAUGACAGCACAAAGGCUGUCGACAUUGGCAACCCACAGAAAGAUUCCAAUAAGACUGUGUGGUAUAUCACCACCGACCCGGUGGCCAUACCAACUCCUGAUCUGGUUAGCCAGCCGGUCACUGAUGGAGCCCUCUCAUCGAUUUCAGCAAGUCUUGCAGACAAACCAGCAUCACCGGAGAAAAAGCCCACUCGUGUAAAGCCCAAAGGCACCAUUCCAUAUGAGGUGGCGGGGCGAGACAGCUUGGAGAGCAUUGCUGCACAUCAUGACACCACACCCUCAGAGUUGAAGAAACUCAACAGGCUGGUGUCUCGGAUGAUCUUUCCUGGACAGGUGUUGUACAUCCCAGAUCCAGACUAUGUGUCCAGCAGUGACCAGGAGGCGUCGUCUCCAGAGCCAUCCAUCUCUCCACCCUCACACAGCCCACCCCCAGAAUCCAGGGUCAGAAUUGAUGUGCCCCUGGUCUGUAUGGCUGACAAACCACCAGCACGAGUCCCAGGUCAUGUGGAGCGGCAGAUCUCGUUGCCGAAGGAAAAAGAGCCUGUACCACAAAAGCUGUCUGAGGAGGAGGCAAAGCAGCUGGACCAGGAAUGCUAUGAGAGAUUUAUCAAAAUUAAUGUCAAACACAUCACUGAUGGACAGGGAGUAGUGAGUGGAACAUUGAUUGUGACCCCCAACGCUGUGAUGUUCGACCCCAACGUGUCCGACCCCCUGGUGAUCGAGCAUGGCACGGAGCUAUAUGGGAUGAUCACUCCCAUGGACAUGGUGAUCAGCGCUGCCAUGUACCACGACAUAGCUGCCAUGAGGCUCCGUGGCAAGAAAGGUGAGGACAGAGCAACAUCGCCACGACCUGAAGUGUACCACGACAAGGGUUGUCCCCUCUACCAGGCUUUUGCCUCACUGCACGAUAAGUCCAAAGACCAUGUAGACACAAGCACAGAGGCAGUGCUGAGUGAUUUAAGUCAUCCAAGUCGAUCCUCCACAUUGGAGAGCUUGAAAUCAGAAACUAACAGUAUCUGUUCGUGUGGUGUAAUAUCUCGAAAUCAGAGUGUUAAUAUUGAAUCGCCAGAUUUGAAUGGAAACGAAAAACUUCCUGGUGAGGGUGAAGCAGCACCAGCAUCUAUAGAUACUGGGAGGAGUGGAUUAGAACAAGCACCUGCAUCUAUAGAUACUGGGAGGAGUGGAUUAGAACAAGCAUCUGCAGAAGCAGGGACUCAUCUGGAAAGAGGUACUGAGGAUACAGGUAAAGAGACUGAACAGGAAUUAGGAAGUAGCCUAACAGGUACUGACGAUACAAUGGGAGCAGUUAAAAGUAAAAUUUCUGAUGCUUUGGAUGAAAUAGAGAGAAAGUGUGGGAAGGAUUUGGAAAGAAAUGUGGGUGAAAAGUGUGAUGAAAACUUCAAUGAUGAAGGUGCAGCUGGUGCUGUGACUGGGCUGACAGCUCCUGAGAAUAUUUCUGAGAUUUCCAGUGUGGAAACAGAUGUGACAGAAGAUGAAGGCUUUAGUGAUGAUGCAAAUGUGACUGAUGACAAAGGGUCGAGAAAAAUUACAUUUGUGGAUCGAAACGCUUCUGUCCUAACGACUGAUGCUUCCGACCUUGCCCAAACUUCUCUCUCUCAGGACGAACCCCAACUGUCUUUAACACUCUCUGGUGAGGAACCCAAAUCUGUGAUAUUGAACAAUGCAGCUACUGGAGAAUCAACGACUGAUUCUGAGUUUGAGAGAGUGGACCAAGAAAACCAAAAUCCAAAUGAAUCAAGAAAUGAAAGCGUUUUUGUUGACAGUUGUGAUGAAACUGCAAAUGUCAAAGAAGCCAAUUUGGAAUCAGAUGACCGACAACAAGCAGACACGUCUGCUUCCUCAGCCGCUUUGGAAUCUCAAGUGCAGGAUCAGACAGAUGGAGGGUUCAGGCCUUUUCAGACAUCUGCCAAACAUCUGAGUAAUUUUGUCAACUACGCAACUGGAUUGUUCCGAAAGGAUUCUGAUGAUCGCUUCAACCUGGAAGACAUCAAUGAAGUUGUAGUGACGACGGCCAGCAAAACACCAGUUAUGUCCAUCACAACUAUGGCCCAUUCUGAUCUGAUGAACCUAGAAGUGGAAAGUGCCAUCAAACUGGAAGACAAACCAGAACUGUUUCAAACGUUUGACAGUCUAGAGCUGAUUGCCCGGCCUGCCACUCGGUCUGAGGACCCCCCACUUUACCUCUGCCUCAGGGUGGGGCACCCCAAGAACAAGGAGGUAUCCCAGACCUGUCCCAUCGAGUCCUACAGGGCCACCAAGAAGAAGCCUGAAUACUGGUUCUCCAUCCCCAGAGAAAAGGUUGACCAACUGUAUGCUUUCUUCGUGCAAUGGACACCCGAAAUCUAUGGUGAUGAAGACGACAUUGAUCCAGAGACUCGUGGUUUUGUUGUCAUCAGUGAUGACGAUCAGCUGGAGAAAGAAGAACAGUUGGAGAUCGUAGAUGAACACUUUGCCAGUAUUCAGAAGAUCCACAAAGACUGGGAGAUCAUCAGCAAGGAGGAAGCCAUUCGACGCAUGUCAACUGUGGACAUAGAGGACUCACUCCAACUGCCAGAGAUGGUUGGGGAAUCCAAGUUGCUGUCGCAGGAACAACUCAUUGAGCUGUCCCAGAACAUGCCUGCUCGCACCAUCGGGUACACCUGGAAUCUCAUCUACAGCACGGAGCUGCACGGCUUCAGCCUGAAGACCCUGUACCGAGACAUGUGUCACGUGGACAGCCCCAUACUCCUGGUGGUCGCUGACACCAGCAACAAUGUUUUUGGAGCUGUGACAAAUUGUGCUUUUAAGCUGAGUGAUCAUUUUUAUGGCACCGGGGAGAGUUUUCUGUACACAUUCUAUCCUGAAUUUAAGGUGUUCCACUGGACUGGAGAGAACAACUUCUUUAUUAAAGGCAACAAGGAGAGUCUGGCUAUUGGAGCGGGACAGGGUCAGUUUGGAUUGUGGCUUGAUGGGGACCUCUACCAUGGCCGCUCACAUCGCUGUGAAACGUUCGAUAAUGAUGUACUCACAGACAAGGAGGACUUUGUACUGAAGGGGUUGGAGGCUUGGGCCUUUGUAUGAAG
Messenger RNA from Haliotis rubra (blacklip abalone), 3479 nucleotides. RefSeq names its product oxidation resistance protein 1-like. Gene Ontology annotation, biological process: response to oxidative stress. Bases 247 to 3477 code for a protein of 1076 amino acids. The transcript is spliced from 16 exons. The record is from RefSeq and is a predicted model, not a curated record. NCBI's taxonomy places the organism in Eukaryota, Metazoa, Mollusca, Gastropoda, Lepetellida, Haliotidae. Gene Ontology annotation, cellular component: nucleus.